CAGCAAACGCAGAUCACGCCAAGAGAUCUGAGGACUAGUGGGUGUUUCUAAUUAGUAAAGAUAAAGUUAUGUUAUCGGUUGUUGUUCAGUCUGUUGCGUUUAAAUGAAACCGGAAGUCAGACUUCUGCUCCAGCAUCACUUCUGCUUCCAGGCUUCACACAGACCGAGUGAGCGACAGACUGAGUUCACUUCAGUUCAAACAUGGUGAAAGAACCUGAGCCUGGACUCCCCGGCUGGACCCGAACAGCGUCCUCGGUUCUGUCACACUUGAUCUGCGUCGGCUUCACUCUGUUCAUUGCUUUUGUGUCUCGACCCGGAAGCAGCUGGUUCUCGUGGCAUCCCUUCUUGAUGACUCUCGCUUUCUCCUUCUUCAUGACAGAAGCCAUACUCCUCUUCUCGCCCCACGCCUCCCCCAUCAGAAAGCUGCCACACAAGACCAAAGGUGGUGUUCACUGGGUCCUGCAGGGCCUGUGUGUGUCCUGUGCAGUCCUGGGCCUGGCUGUCAUCUUCUACAACAAACACCUGAUGGGUAAACCUCACUUCACUUCGUGGCACGGCCUCCUGGGCCUGCUCACCGUCUGCGUGGCGGGAACGCAGUCUUUGGCAGCUCUGCCUCUCGUUUACCAUUCUCUAGCCAAAGGCUGGUCCCUGGCCAGACUCAAGCGCUACCACGCGGCAUCUGGACUCGUCACCUACCUGCUUGGCAGCGGCAGCCUGCUCCUCGGCCUCUCCUCCACCUGGUUCAGUGCAUCUGUCAGGGAAUACACCUGGUACCUGUCAGCACUCUGCCCUGCUCUCAGCGCCCUCAUCAUAAUGAACCAGGUCUCCAGCGCUUACACGGCCAAGAAACGGCUGCAGUCCUGACAGAGGACGUGAGACGGACAAGGAAACCGGUGCUUGUGCGAGGUCUGCCAAAGAGAUGUCACUUUUGGAGACUGAUUUUUUAUUUAAGUCUGAAUGAGCUGAUUUCAUGCCUCUCUGCACCAGUGGAUGAUGAAACAUGUCUUGUCUUGCCUACACCAGUGGUUCUCUAACUGCCCUCCUUCACAGGCUCAUGAGCCCAAAGCUUCAGUCAAUCAUUAACAGCCUCUUGGGGAUCAAAGUUGAAUUUUAGUGACAUAAAGGUCAGCACGAUGGCAACUACAUAGUCUUUUCUGAUCAUAAAUUAUCCGUCCAUUCCCUUCUGCAGUGGCUCUGUGACUCCCCAGGGGGGGUCCCGACCCUAGUUUGAGAACCACUGUGUUGCAUACAGGACUGUAGCUGCCAACACAAACACUGGGGUCAUGUCUUCUGUUUUUUUUUUUCUGGGAAUUUAUGCUUAUACAAAUACCCUACAUGGCUCUUGUGAGUGGAAUCGGAUAUUUUUAGCCACGUUAGCUUUUGAUUCUCAGCAAAACGAACAACUUUCCCACCAGCCUGAUUUCUGUUUCUUGUUUAGCGCUAAUUAAAAGCGUCCUCAUCGUGAGCACGUUUGCCUGCUAGCGACAGUAUUUGCCUAAUCUUUGCACGCUGCUUGUCAUAAGACUCAAAGGUGAAGUAAUUCCAACACUAUUUAGGUGUUCAGUCAUACAUUUCUGUUUGGGUUUUUGGAUUCAUGACCUCAGUAUUUUUGCAAAUCCUGGCUACAGUCCUGAGUAUAUGUUGAAUUUUUGUAUCUCAGGUCAUUGAUUAUCCUGCCAUUUUGGCUUUUGAUGCUGCUUCUGCUAAAAUAUUCCACGCUAAUGACGUGCUGGGAAAUAAAAUCACUUGUCGAUGAUUCACACUGCCA
This is a messenger RNA of Stegastes partitus (bicolor damselfish), 1768 nucleotides long. It is a transcript of the gene cyb561d2, whose product is annotated as cytochrome b561 family, member D2. The transcript is spliced from 3 exons. Bases 202 to 864 code for a protein of 220 amino acids. Gene Ontology annotation, cellular component: endoplasmic reticulum. NCBI's taxonomy places the organism in Eukaryota, Metazoa, Chordata, Actinopteri, Pomacentridae. The record is from RefSeq and is a predicted model, not a curated record. Gene Ontology annotation, molecular function: transmembrane monodehydroascorbate reductase activity.